This is a messenger RNA of Racocetra persica, 407 nucleotides long. The record is from the annotation of a GenBank genome assembly. NCBI's taxonomy places the organism in Eukaryota, Fungi, Glomeromycota, Glomeromycetes, Diversisporales, Gigasporaceae.
UCGGCAGCAAUACUCCCAAAAGAAUAACUGGGGCUACUGAACCGAAAGCCAAAUUGAAAGUUAGUGAAGAUGAAGAAAAUCAAGCUAAAUUUAAAGACUUUUCUGAAUUGCUAGACGUUGGUGAUAUCAUUGGAGUGAAAGGAAUUAUUUGUAAAACCAACCGCGGAGAAUUAAGCAUAGACGUAAAUGAUUUUACUCUUUUAAGCAAGUGCUUAAACCCCAUACCGAAUAAACUUACGGACGAAGAAGAAAGAUUUCGCAAGCGUUACCUAGACUUAAUUGUCAACCGCCAGAACCGAGCAAUUUUACGACAAAGGUCGCAAAUUAUUAAUAGCAUUCGCGAAUUUUUAAACCAACGGGAUUUUAUGGAAAAGGACCAGCAAACUUAUAAGUGCAAUGCUUGUUAA